AUGGAUUGGGUAAUAAAUGAAUGGUUUAUUGUGGAAGAGAACAGGGAAGCAAAAACAACAGCAAAAGAAAGCAGCAUUGCUUAUCAAUGUAUCGUUAAAGGAUGCAGCCACAAGGUUAAAACAUUAAACCAAUUAAAUUAGAAUGCAGCUAUUUUUUAUAUAAUAGUAAUUAAUUUAAUUUCUUAAAAAACGAAUUUUAUUUAAUCUUAAAUGGCAUAAAAAGGUUAUGUCACCACUUAAAAAAGCAUUUUUUUAAAUGCCCAGAAGAUAAUGGAAAGUUUAAAUGCUUUUGCAAGCUUAUUCGGCACAUCCAAAAAGAGCAUUUAGUCUGCCAAGUCUCAACGAAUCAAGACCAAACAUCUAAUUCAAAUAAAGAGGAAGUGAUUCAGGAAAGCUUAACAAGUUUAAAACCAAUAGAGGAUGAGAUUGAUAAUAAUAAGAUGCCAAACAUCGCGAUUCCUAUAAAUUUCAGUGAUGAAAUUCCAAAGAAGAGGCAAAAUUCAAUAGAUAAUGACCAAGGAGCGACAAAGAAAAAUUUUCAUUCAGCUCUUAAGCCAUUCAAAAAGAGUGAAGCUGUUUAUAAAGACACUUGAAAAUCUUGCACAAAUGACUUUAGCUCCGCUCCUGAUUACGGAGUUCGAAAUCUAACUCCCUCCAACCCUCCAUGAACGAACAAAAAAAUUUUGUUCACUUACGGAGGGAGAUUAAUUUUUUUUUUAAAAUUUAUAUACAAAUUUUAUUGAAAUUUUUUUAAAAAUUUAAAAACUCAAAAUUGGAAAAAAUUGAGUGGCAAAAAUUAAUUUAAUUUAAUAAAUUUAAGUUUUAAAAUGCAAGUGUUUAAAAUUAAACAGAAUUAACUAGAAAUUUCAUUAUAAUAAUAUCAUUUGUAUAUCAAAAUUAUUUUUUUAUAAAAAAUUUUUGUCCGCUCAUGGAGGGUGGGUUUUGGGCAAAAAUGGCGAUUUUUCAAUGACUUUGUUCGCUCAGGGAGGGGGGGAGUAAGUAAAUUAGACGGCUCUAAUAACAAAGAGAUCUUUGAGAAAAAAUACUAUGAAGGCAAUAAGAAAGAUUUACCAAGUGAAGUAAUGCUAGUAAAGCCUGAGAUACCUCAGAAGAAAUCAGUGAAGCAUGAAAAGGAUCACAAAAAGCCUUCAACUGCUUCUAAGAAUUCAAAUAAUACAGUGAGGUGCGCUUUAAACCCUUUUACAGCUAGAGUAGCUAACUCUCUUUCCUCCAUGGCAUGGCAAGCAAAGCAACCAGAAAAUCCUCUUAUUUUGGAAUUUGACAUUUAAAUAAUAAUUAUUAUAAUGAAAUCUAAAUUUUACUUGUUUAAUACAUUUUUUAAUAAUUAAUUUAUCUAAUAUUGGAAUUCAAUCCAAACAAAAAAAAUUUAAUAUAAAAUGAUUUAAAAAUAAAAUGUCAUCUCCUUUAAAGAAAAAAAAAUUAAGUUAGCUUGAGGAGAGAGGAUUAAGAAAAGUGCGGCUAAAUUUGAAGAUAUACCUAUGAUACCUAGCCAUAAUUCUUUGCAGAAACGCCAAUUUAAUGAUGAUCAUGCCCGAAGAGUAUUUAAAUAA
Molecule: messenger RNA, 1571 nt
Organism: Blepharisma stoltei
Lineage: Eukaryota; Ciliophora; Heterotrichea; Heterotrichida; Blepharismidae
Source: the annotation of a GenBank genome assembly